This is a messenger RNA of Phoenix dactylifera (date palm), 2258 nucleotides long. RefSeq lists its product as uncharacterized. NCBI's taxonomy places the organism in Eukaryota, Viridiplantae, Streptophyta, Magnoliopsida, Arecales, Arecaceae. The record is from RefSeq and is a predicted model, not a curated record.
AAGCCAAAAGCGAUCAAAAUCCCAUCUUUCCCCUCCUUGUCACCUCAUCCUUCCCAAACCCUCCCCGCCAGAAGAUGGACUUGGAUCCGGAAAUCGCCCGUUUGAUCCUCGAGUUCGUCCUCAUCCAGCCUAAUGUCGGCGACUUCCUGGCCAACAGUCUUGUACUCGCUCUCCCGGUCACGCAGCCUCUCGAGCCCCGCCUCAAGAAGACCGUCCUUCUCCGGAGGAUCAUCUCGGAACUCUCCCGCGACUCCGUCUCCGCCCGGACCCUCCAUUCCCUCGAGCUUCUCGAGGAGAUAGACCGCAAUGGAGGCGUUGCCCCUUCGGAAUCCAUGAGGGCUGCUUACUUUGCGGUUGCCGUGGAAUGCACUGCCCGGUCCCUGCUGAAAAGCGACGAGCACUUCUUCAAGACCGUCGACCAAAUCUGGAGCCGCCGUGUGGCCGAUCUUGAGCACUCGGAGGCCGCGGGGUUAGCGUGCAGCCGCCUGAAGAAAUUAAGGAAGGAGAUAGUGGAGGCCGCCCUACUAAAUCCUGGUAUUAGGGCUGACCUGUUGGAGAGGGGUACCAAAAAGAUGACGUCUGAUUCUGUUAUCAGAACCGAGCUGUUGGAGAAGGACACUAAAAAGGUGGCGUUGGAUUGUGUUAGGGCUUAUUUGGAGGACGCCAUAAACAUAAUGGGUCCUCCUUUUCUUGAAGUUGCCUCGAAAGCUGUUCUUUCGGGGCGAUUGGUGUUGAACGAACAGUCUAGAGAACCUUCUGUCAAAAUGGGCAAGAAGGAGAAGUGUUCGAAAGAUGUAUUGACUUCAAUAGUGGAAAAGAGUGUGGGUGAGCUGGGCCAUUCACAAAUUGAUGGAGGCACAUCAUCUCGAUCACAUGUAAUCAGGGAUGAGCUUGAUGAGAGUGCAGCAGCUAGAGGACAAAAUGUGCCCAACCAACUUGGAUGCUUGACUAACAAGUUUGACCGACUGCCAUCUCCAGAGGUUAACAGAGUGGUACGAACUCUUAAAUCAAGUUCUGCAGAUCUGCACAUGAUGGUAGAAGACCCUCUUCCAAGUGCAAGAACAGCUGCAGCUGAGAUAGUAAACAGCAAGUGUGGAAUAAUGAUGAAUCUUGAACAGGAGGAGCGUCAAGACCAGGUUGAUCAUAUGGGACAACUUCUUGUAAGUGAAAUGGGUUCUGAAGUUAAAUGUGAUGAGAGCAGUACUUCUCAUACUGAGAAAAACAGGAAUGGUGACACUUUUCAGUCAAAACCAAACCCAUAUGGUGUGAAAGAAAUGAAAGGAAAUCAUAUUAGGGAGGAAGUGAAUGCACCUGUUGCUUCUGAGAAGGGGACUGAAGUUUCAAUUACUGCAGGCGCUAGCAGAGGUGUUGAGAUGAAGAUAGAUCAUGAUGUAGUACCAACACGGCCUAGUUUGAUGGAUUGGAAUCCAACUGCCCGUACUUAUGAGUGGGAUGAUAGUUCCGUUGAGUCUGCAUCUGGAAUGGCACCAACCCUGUUGAAGGAUCUUUGCUUACAUAGCCCAAAGAGAAGGAUGGUUUCUCCUUUGACACUAAUAGAAAACAACAAACUUUCUAAACGGAGAAAAAUUAAGCGAUGGAGUUUGCUGGAAGAAGAAACUUUGAGAAAAGCUGUGGAAAAGCAUGGGAAGGGUAACUGGAAAAUGAUUCUAAGCUGCCAUCCUGAUAUUUUUGAAGAGAGAACUGAGGUUGAUUUGAAGGAUAAGUGGAGAAAUAUGACCAAACACUAGCUUGCUUGUCUUCGCCACUUUGUUCCUUGCAAUGACAGACGAAUCAUAUGAUGGAUGAUGAUGAUUCUCUCCGUCUUCAUUAAUGAGGAGGAUCAUCUAUAUGGAUGGUUGUGCUCCAUAGGAUCAAGAGAAAACGGAAUGGUGAAGUUGGAGGAGGGUCCGGCUACAAGAAUCUAGUCAAAACAAAUGAUAGAUGUUGAACUGCUUGUCUCCUUCCCUAUUGAGGUUGAUUCUAUUAUUUGUAUUAAAUAAACUUUUUGUUUUUUUUUUUGAAAUAGAGAGAGGGAUAUAGAUCCAUAUGUGUUAUAUUUAGUCAGGUCUAAAUAUUUGACGGAUGUGCCAUCCAAGAAUUGGGCUUUGUAUCUUUACUUGCUAAACACAGUGAUGUGACUGUUUGAGGCAAAACCCAAUUGACCAACAGAAUGGGUAACGUUGUAGGAUGAUGGGUAACCAUAGGGAUGUUUAUAAUGAAUAAAAAUGAAACAAAAUGAAAUCCUUUGUAUGCCUCAA